Cutaneotrichosporon cavernicola is the source of this 771-nucleotide messenger RNA. RefSeq lists its product as uncharacterized. The record is from RefSeq and is a predicted model, not a curated record. The transcript has a single exon. NCBI's taxonomy places the organism in Eukaryota, Fungi, Basidiomycota, Tremellomycetes, Trichosporonales, Trichosporonaceae. The coding region runs from base 1 to 771 and encodes 256 amino acids.
AUGUCCAAGCCCACGAUCGUCCUUGUCCCCGGAUGCUGGUAUCCCGUUGCGACAUUUGACAAGCUCGUGUCGGCGCUCACCUCGCGCGGCUACAAGGCCGUGGUCGUAUCCCUUCCGAGCAGCACUUCCGGCUCUCGCGACGCUUCGUUUCUGGACGACAUCACGGCCGUGCGUCGGUGCAUCGAGGCUGAGACGACGCUGGGCCACGACGUCGUCGUCGCCGCUCACUCGUACGGUGGUCUUCCCGCCCAUUCCGGCUCCAAAGGCCUGACGCUUGGAUCGCCCGAGCCUUGCUCUCAACCAGGCAAAGUCAUCGGCUUCGUGUUGAUGGCUUCGGGCUUCACACAGACGGGCAUGGCGUUCCUCGAUCCCACCGGCGGCAUCCCCCCACCCCAAUGGAAGGCCAACACGGACACGGGGUUUGCCGAGCUUGUCGUCGACCCCGUCGAUAUGUUUUUCCACGAUUUACCCGCCGAGGAGGGGAGGAUGUGGGCGGAUAAACUGGGCAAACAGAGCCUCAAGGCAUUGGCAGAGGGUGGAGAACACGCAUAUGGCUCGUGGGCAGAAGUACCCAAUUAUUACAUUGUCACAAAACAGGAUCAUGGCUUGCCUCCCGCCAUGCAGAAGAUGAUCAUCGGUAUGGCAGGUGAUGCCGACGUCACAGUCCGCGAGUUGGAUACAAGCCAUUCGCCAAUGCUCAGCAUGCCAGCCGAGACUGCCGACAUUAUCGUCCAGGCCGCGACCGAGUUCCAGGCCAAGAAGAGUAAUUAA